Messenger RNA from Pygocentrus nattereri (red-bellied piranha), 1583 nucleotides. RefSeq names its product high mobility group box 3b (gene hmgb3b). Gene Ontology annotation, molecular function: DNA binding, bending. NCBI's taxonomy places the organism in Eukaryota, Metazoa, Chordata, Actinopteri, Characiformes, Serrasalmidae. The transcript has 5 exons. Gene Ontology annotation, biological process: regulation of transcription by RNA polymerase II. The record is from RefSeq and is a predicted model, not a curated record. The coding region runs from base 181 to 789 and encodes 202 amino acids.
GUUAGCCAUUCCCUAAGCCUUUCUCCCGAGCGCGCUGGAGAGGCCAUUUUAAUGAAUGGAGUCCUGUCUAUUCAGAGGAGGCGAGAAGCAGAGCUGCCUGUAAACCUUGUGUUGGUUAGCAGUCGACUGCAGGAGUAAAAAUAUUAAAGUGGUCCAAGUGGAAGUCAACCAGCCUCCAAGAUGGCCAAAAGUGACCCAGGAAAGCCAAAGGGCAAGAUGUCUGCUUAUGCCUACUUUGUGAAGACCUGUCGUGAGGAGCACAACAAGAAAAACCCUGGUGUUUCUGUCAAUUUUGCAGAAUUCUCCAAGAAGUGUUCAGAGAGAUGGAAGGUUAUGUCCCCAAAAGAAAAGACAAAAUUUGAAGACCUGGCAAAGCAAGAUAAGGCUCGCUAUGACCAAGAAAUGAUGAACUACAACCCAGGCAAGAGGGGCAGAAAGAAGAAGGACCCCAAUGCACCUAGGAGGCCGCCGUCAGGAUUUCUCUUGUUCUGUGCCGAGCGCAGGCCCAGUAUCAAGGCUCAGCACCCCAGCAUGGGUAUUGGUGAUGUAGCCAAGAAACUUGGUGAGAUGUGGAACAAUAUGUCGGACUCUGAGAAACAACCCUUCCUUUCACAGGCCAACAAACUCAAGGACAAGUAUCAGAAGGACAUGAACAACUACAAGGCGAAGGGUAAAGCAGGCAGUGGGUCAUCAGCAGGCAAAUCAAAAUCCAAAGAUGAUGACGAUGACGAUGAAGAGGAUGAGGAGGAAGACGAAGAAGAGGAGGAUGAGGAUGAUGAUGAUGACUAAAGGACUUUGCAACUAUCCUGUUAUCAGAUUAGGUAUACAAUCACUGCCAGUUUGAUUUCAGAUAAGGUCUGCCAGGUGCUAGCUAAAAGGCCAUACUCUUAGCACCCACAGAGAUUCUCAAUCUGUGCAAGCUAAGAUUGAUUAUUUUCAAAUACUGAUUUUGCUUAUGCGCCCCCCCCCCACCAACAUCUUAAGUGUACUGCAAAAGAAGGGGUAUAUUGUCUUUGCUAUUCAGCAAUAAGUUGAGUAAGAAUAUACAUGUUAAGCUGUUUAAGGUUGUGUUUCUGUGGUUCUUAACUUAGAAAUUCCAUUUUAUUUUUCUAUUCUCCCAGCUUCAAAUUGCACAAUUCAAGGUUGGUAGAAAGAAGUAGCAAAAGUCAGGGUUUUGAGUCUUGAAGAUUUACGAGAGGCUGAAUAGCAGUUGUUUUCUGGUCAGCACAGUUCCACUAUGUAAAGCAUUGAAAGCUGUUUGUCCAGGUUUCUUUUUGUAUAAUUUCGGAUAGACCUAUUGAGCCUUUUGUGUGGGCCUUGGCUUUGCCCAGAGGAGAAUACGUAUAGCACCUCUAGAUGCAUAAAGCCCUUGUUUGUGCUUUGAUUUAUUUGGGUUAUUUUAAAUGCCUAGAUAACACUGUGAUUUAAAAUGACAGCAUUUUUAGAUGUAGUGUGUGAUGUGACUUUUAUGUAAUAACGUCAAAUGUGUGAGUGGUGUUUGGAUUAAAAUGGUGUUUGCUUAUUGAUUUGAUGCUGUUGUAUGGCUAUUUAUGGUAAUAAAGUUAUGUUAAUGGUACUGGAAA